Molecule: messenger RNA, 2168 nt
Organism: Strigops habroptila (Kakapo)
Lineage: Eukaryota; Metazoa; Chordata; Aves; Psittaciformes; Psittacidae
Gene: APLF
Product: aprataxin and PNKP like factor
Exons: 9
Coding region: 234-1379 (381 amino acids)
Biological process (GO): double-strand break repair
Cellular component (GO): nucleus; site of double-strand break
Molecular function (GO): 3'-5' exonuclease activity; DNA-(apurinic or apyrimidinic site) endonuclease activity
Source: RefSeq, a predicted model, not a curated record
CCGGCGCGCCAGCGGCCCUCGGGAGAGCUGUGGUGGCGGCUGUGGCCGGGCCCUGCCCCGUCCCGGCACACCCGAGGUGAGGCCGGUCCCGCCCCGGAACGCACCCAGCUACCGAAAAAAAACAGGAGGCCGAUGCAUAAGAAACACCGAGUGUUCCCCCAGUUGAGACGUCUUGUAGUCCAUAGUUAAUAAAACCAGCUUGUUCCAACUCUUGAGAUACAGGAGCUGCAAAAAUGACAAAAAAUGCUGCUACUUCCAGACAUUCGGUUCCUCUUUUUGAUGAUAACGCAAGUGAACAGUCAAAAUCUACCUGGAGAAAGAGAGUGCUUCCAUCUUGGAUGCUGGAAAAAGAUCUCCUGGUUCAGAGAAUUUCUGAGCCUGUACCGAAAGCAGGUAGUAGAAUGAAAAAAGGCCAAGGAAGGGGAGAAAGUAAUAUGGAGUCAUUAGAAUCCAAAGUAAAUGUGCAGCAGAAAAAAAGAUUAGCUUCUGAAGAAACUAUAGAGGAUUUUGAAGGUGAAGAGGCAGAUCAAAAGAAAAGGAGCUGUCUUUCUAUCCCUGUCCCUUCAUCUCAGAAUACAUCUGGAUUUCCACUUGAGAAUACCAUGAGAAACAUGGAAGGAAAUGGCAACACUGGAACAAAAAACCAUGGAAGUUCUCUGGAAAAAAAUGAUAGGCAGCUGCAUAGUAAACAGUCCAAAAGAGUAGGUCAGAUCUCCAGUAAAGAAAAUAGAAUUGAGGAAGCAGAAAACAAAGCGCAGAUUACUGGUUCUACAAGCCAACAAGCUCACUGGGGCAGGACUUCCCAAAAUUUUGGUGCCCAGGAAGGGAUUCUUGAGCCUGAUGCAAAUCUGGAUUACGAGACUGAGAUUUCUGAUUCAACCAGAAGUGCAGAUGCUUCAGAAAGCUCCAAACAGAUCAAGCGUAAGAGGACACCUUGCAUGUAUGGAUCAGGCUGUUACAGGAAGAAUCCCAUUCACUUUCAGCAGUUCAGUCACCCUAAUGAUGAUGACUAUUAUGAAACAGAGAUUGUAGCUCAGGAUAACAACGAUAACCGGCCUGAAUGUCCAUAUGGAACAGCUUGUUACAGGAAGAAUCCUCAGCACAAGCUAGAAUACAAGCACUCUGCACCUCCAGUAACUGAAAGAGCAACCCGACAAAAAACUUCGAAAAAUGGAAAAAGGGCUGUGGAGAAAGACGGUGCCAGUGAUGAUGAACCAAAUGAAUAUGACCUUGAUGACAGCUUUAUAGAUGAUGAGGAAGAGGAGUGUGAACCUACUGAUGAAGACUCUGACUGGGAACCAAGUUCAGAAGACAAGGAUAAUGAAGAUGUUGAAACACUUUUGCAAGAAGCACAUAGAUUUGUUAAGACCAAAAAGUAGCUGCACGGAACAACAUUACACAUCUGAUCUGGUUGUGUUAAAACAUAGAUGUGCAAGGAGAGGAACUGCUUUGAAAACUGAUUUUUCCUCAGUGAUGUAGGCACUACAGAAAGAUUUUAAUGGGGGCAAAGGGAUUCAGCAAAGCCUUUCAUUUCCAUAUGUAUUAUUUUGGUGUUUUUUUCUGUGUUGUUAAGUGGUGGAGCCAGAGGACUGAGCUCUGAAAGUUUGUUUUAUUUUUUCCCCCCUCAUUUAUUUGUUUUGCAACACCAUUGGUGUCUCAUAGUUUGAAAUAAAAUUUUAAAGGUUGUUAAUGCUUCACCAUCCUAUCAUUAAAAGAAAUAUUUGCAUUAGGAAAGCCUUUUGUUUUGCUGAAAUGCUAUAUAUAUACACUGUGUUGAAUGAAGAGGAGUUAUGCUUCACACCUGCAGUAUCGCAGACUUACUUGGCCGUUGCUGGGGAAUCUGCCUAAACCAGUUUUUAAUGUUCUUUUAAGUUGGUGCAGUCUUAAUUCUGCUCCUAGCUUUCCUUUUAGGUGUCAUUUCUUUGAUUCUUUUGGUGUACAGUAGUUAAAAUACAGGUUGUUUAAAUCACUUGAGAACAGUAUCUCAGUGUAUCGAACCACUUGGUUGUCUCCACAACAAUUAUGGUGUAUUUGCUCUCAUUACAGCAGUAUCAUUUACCGUGCCUGUACAUCGCUGGAAUUAUGUUCAGUUCACAACAAAUCCAAAGUCUUCGUGACUGUAUUUUUGCACAAUUAAACUUGUAACAUAGUGUGGGAAAAACACGUAA